Messenger RNA from Parathielavia appendiculata, 3763 nucleotides. RefSeq lists its product as uncharacterized. Gene Ontology annotation, cellular component: cytoplasm. The transcript has 3 exons. NCBI's taxonomy places the organism in Eukaryota, Fungi, Ascomycota, Sordariomycetes, Sordariales, Chaetomiaceae. The coding region runs from base 302 to 3604 and encodes 1100 amino acids. Gene Ontology annotation, molecular function: protein serine/threonine kinase activity; ATP binding. Gene Ontology annotation, biological process: actin cortical patch assembly; protein phosphorylation; actin filament organization. The record is from RefSeq and is a predicted model, not a curated record.
CUCUGUGGUCGAAACCUGCUUGUCAUCUCGGCGCAUCCUCAAGAUCAACUUGCUGUCAUUCCCUCGGCCUACGACAAUCGCGGCCAUGAAUCCUGUAUUGUAGACGAUUUUCCCACGACGACGCUCCCAUGCCCUGAGGUCACCUUUCCGACUCCGCCCUGAGUACCUCUCAUCUCCUCCCUUGCAACCCGCGACAACCGGCCCGAAACUCAUUGCUGCCUCGAUCCAAUCCCCCGCUCAUUCAUUCUCCGAAACAUAGCCACUUCUCUGAGUUUUAAAAACGAAGAAUACACGCCAACUCAUGGCUUCAUAUGGCCACGCGCCGCCUGCAGCGGUGCCUCGGCCCGCCAAUUACGGGGUACCCUACGCCGCCCCCGCGCCUGUGGCUGUUUCUGGCGCGCCGGCCGGCACCUUCUCGCCCGGAACCAAAAUCCAAGUCGGGAGUCAUCGCGUCGUCAUUCAGAAAUACCUCUCAGAGGGCGGCUUCGCUCAUGUCUACCUCGUGAAACUGUCGUCGCCGGUCAAUGGGACGGACCAGGCCGUGUUGAAGCGAGUCGCUGUCCCGGACAAGGAGUCGCUGCGGGGGAUGCGCACCGAGGUCGAGACCAUGAAGAGACUCAAGGGCCACCGGGCCAUUGUCACCUACAUCGACUCGCACGCCUCGGAGCUGCGGGGCGGCGGCUACGAGGUCUUCCUGCUCAUGGAGUUCUGCAACGGCGGCGGGCUUAUUGACUUUAUGAAUACGCGCCUGCAGCACCGCCUGACCGAACCCGAAAUUCUCAACAUCUUUGCCGAUGUCGCCGAGGGCGUCGCCUGCAUGCACUACCUCCGUCCACCCCUCUUACACCGCGAUCUCAAAGUCGAGAACGUCCUCAUCACGGUUACCGGUUCCGCCAGGAAAUUCAAGUUGUGCGACUUUGGCUCGGCAGCUCCCCCGCGCCCGGCGCCCACCACCACCGCCGAGUGCCGCGCGAUGGAUGAGGACGUGCAAAAACAUACCACCAUGCAGUACAGGAGUCCGGAGAUGGUCGAUGUGUACCGGAAGCAGCCCAUUGACGAGAAGGCCGACAUCUGGGCGCUCGGCGUCUUAUUAUACAAGCUGUGCUACUACACCACGCCUUUCGAGGACCAGGGACAGCUCGCCAUCCUCAACGCAAGCUACAGAUUUCCCAGUCAUCCCGUCUUCUCCGACAGGCUGAAAGGGCUCAUCGCAUGGAUGUUGCGGGAGAACCCGCAGGUCAGACCCAAUAUUUAUCAGGUGCUCCGGGAGGCUUGCUCCAUGCAAGGCCGGGAGCCCCCCGUCAGAGACAUUUACUCCGGAAAUCCGCAGACGGACGCACAGCGGCGUGAUCAGCCCUUGCCUGUACCUCAAGUCAAGUCUCCACCGAUGGUUGGCGCUGUUUUCGCACCACAGGCGACCCAGCAACAGCCUGUGAUUCCCGAGGUUGAGCGAAUGCGGCGGGGGAGAGUGCCAAUCCCUCACUCUUCACCCCAGCCGAAUCGGCCUAGCCCGUCGCCGGGCAGGGUGACGAACGGUGACCCUUUUGCUGCGCUCGAUGCCAGACCUGCCGUACAGGGCGGAGAUGAACUGUCUUCCAGAUUUCCCACCCUGGAUCAGUUUUCGCUCCUCCACGACAAGGGCCAGAAGUUUGACUUUGACGACAGCCUGUCCAACUUCCAGCAACAACCCAAGGACCUGGCCCAGCGAGUUACUGAAAUAUUAGCGGACGAGGCCUUCCAGGUCAAGCCGUCUCCAGCUGCAGCCCCUGCUCAACCCAGUUCGAGACAGUCAAUGGAUGUCAGCCGAACCGCCCCAGCGGUUAUGUCUCCUCCACUCCAAGCGACCACUGCCCCUCCGAAGCAGUCCGAAGUUAGCCGCGCAUCCGUCAUUAUCUCGAGCACCCCUGAACUACAAGCUAUCUCAUCACAAGCAUCACAACCGCCUCCAAAGCCUGUCAUGGUGUCAACAGGGACGAUGACAUCUCCGGCUCUGGAGCAAGCUCCACCGCCCCAAAUCCGUCGCUUUCCGUCCACUGAGCAUCACCGGGCAGCAAGUGUUCCGCGGGUCCCCGUCACGGACCAAAAUCACUCGCCGCCGGGCGACGGAACGCAGUCGUCGCGAGCAGAGUCUCGGACGCCCUCGUUCCCUAGCGGAGGUGUGCAACAAACGCAUGUACGUUACCCCUCGUCAUCAAGGCCGUCACUGGAAGGCGGGCGGCCGAGCCAGGAGCGGUUAGACCCAGGAAGGCCCAAUUCGCGACUGGCUAUGAGACCGAGGCCUGUCAGUACGCAUUUGGAAUCCAACCUCGACUUUUUGCGGGAACAGGAGUCGAGGUCCAAGUCUCCGGCGUUACCGUCUCCAAGGCACUCUAUGGAUAGGCUGGAGAGAAGUCUGCCCCCAAGCCCAGACGAAGACACCAACAUCGAAUCAAAUGUUGACUUUCUCCGCUCGAUGGAGGACUCGGACCCAAAAAGGAAGGAUAAAGGUUCCAAGAGUCACAUCAAACGAGGCAGCCUUUCAUCUCUUGGUGCUGGCACCAAGAGCAUCCUGGCCGGGAAGUUUGGCGACGCCUUCAAGCGCUUCGAAAGCAACUCGAGCGGCCAGUCCCAGCAUCCACGCGCAUCAUCCCCCCUUAAAGACAUGGAUCGCCAUGUUCUCACGCCCAUUGCAGGCUCAGAAACCGUUGACGGCCGUAGCGACGACGGCCAAACCCGCGACUGGGAGGAAAUGACGCCUGAAAUGCGUCGCGAACAGGAGGCGCGAAUGCUGGCGCAGGAAGAAGCCCGCGUGGCGGCGGCUCAGGCCGAGUAUAAGCAGCGUGUGGGCCAGCGCGGCGGUGGCCCGCCCGUUCUCCCACCCAAGAGCAUCGGAGGCGUCUCGCGGGUUGCAUCGAUUCAGAAUAAGGUCCAGAGUCUUAUUGACGAAAGCACGCGAUCCUCGGCGAGCGUCUCGCGCACCGCGCAGGGGUAUGGGCCUUACUCGGAUGCGGCGAACGCGACGUCUGCUCUCAGGGCUACGGGUGCCGGCGGCGGUGACAGCAGGCCGUUUGUACCGAGGAAACCUGUCGGUACUAGCUCCAACCCGCAGACCACGGGCGCUCAGCAGCAACAGCAGCGACCGCCGACAUCUUCGGGGUCAUCAAUGGAGCUCUUUGCCACGGGCCGAACCACCGCUUCUACUACCACUAUUAGUACCACUACAGGAGGCGCCAGCCGCCCCAUGGCCCCGCCGAAGCCGACACAUCUCAACAAACCGCUCCCUGCCGCGGGCCAAGCGCCGUCCCCGACGAAGCAAAGCCCUCUCCUGCCGAACUCCGCUCAUAUUGCAAGAGGGGCUAUCUCGUCGCCCAAGAUCCGCGGCGAUGCCGGCGGCUUACCGUCCACCUCUGUCUCUGCCGGGGCUAGUGGGAUUGGGACUGAGGCGCUUCUGGCGGUGGACUUACCUAGGGAAGGGGGCGCGGCGCUGCUAAGCAUGACGGCGGCGGAUAAGGAUGAUUAUAUUAGUGAUUUUCAGAAGCGGUUCCCUAGCUUGGGCGCUAUUGAGAUGGUCGAGAGGGAUUUGAGCGCAGAGAAUGGGGGUGAGGGUGGGAGGUCUGGCAGGUGAGCUUAGUUUGGCUAAUGUGAUGAUGGCGCAUGAUGAUGAGUGACGGAGGGGUGUCUAGAAAGGGUUUGCCUUGCCGAGGCGUACUGUACUGUUUUACUGCAUGCGAGGCGACUUUGGAUGCAUUGUUAUACAGUAUACAAAGACAUAGAAAUGUGAGGC